GAUAGGAGCCUCUGUGCGAUCCCCUCGGUGCGAGCAAGACAUACAGAGCCACAGCUCUGUGGAGCUCUUGGUCGUGUACCAGUAGACUUUAUUCUUCUCGGUGUUGAUGAGAUCCACCUGCCUUCCAGCCCUCGCGUGUGUGGCGUCUGCAGUCACCGUCACGGUUCAGCCAGGCCAGCCGUGGAAGAGCUGGAGGGCUGAAAUGGAUGGCUGAAAGGACGGGGCAAGGACAUCCAGUCAGAACCAACAUGAGGAACAAACUGUGGCUCCAGAGUAUUUCCUUCUUCCUUUUAUUCCAGUACACUACGUGCCGUGAAAACCUCACUUGUUUUGUGGACUAUGUACAGACCCUCUCCUGUAUCCUGAGAAGCGACUCGGGUACUGCUUCAUAUAACCUCACUGCAACAUGGGUUCCUGAGGAAGAUCCAGAAAAUACUGUGGCUGCCUGCAGUCUCCUGCAGCUCUCCAGGAACGCCAGUCACACAGAGUACGCGUGCGCUGUGGACAUGACCGAGCUCCUGGCAGAUAUCAAAGUCCAGGUGGAUGUUACAGAGAUGGCUGAUGGGCAGCGCGUGAUUUCCAAAAGCUUCUACAUGGCAGAGAACAUCAAACCACAGCCUCCGUUCAAUCUGACUGCCGUGGUAUCCGAAGGGUACAAUAUUUCCUGGGAAACCAUCUACCAGAACCCUCCUUUCUACUUUUUGAAUGAGGAGCUGGAAUAUCAGCUGCGUUAUAAAAGAAGGACCGACACCUGGGAGACUCAGAAGACUAAAGCUGUCCGUGAAGACAGAAGGACGCUGCUGAUCCUGCCUUGGGAACUCCAGGCGAACACUGAGUAUGAGUUCCAAGUGAGAGCCAGACCCCGAGAAGACACUGGCUACCAUGGAUUUUGGAGUGAAUGGAGUCCUCUGCUGACGUUGAAAACGAGCCCUACCGCAGUGACACAGACAGCGGGCAUGGGAUGGCUGCUACCGUUUGGCAUUGUCAUAGUAAUCAUUGCCUCAAUCACAACCUUUCUGGCCAAAGAGUGGAGCUUGUGGAAGAAGAUGGCUUGCGUCCCAGACCCUGCUCCCUUUUUCAGACCUCUCUACCUGAUGCAUAAUGGAGAUUUCAAGAAGUGGGUUGGUGCAUCACAGACAAAAAUGACCUUCGAUUUCUUUGAAUGGGGAAUGGUCGUUCCAGAAGUCCUAGAAGUUUAUACCAUGCGUCCUUCCAACAGCAUCUCCCGGGAGGAGCUGCGUGAGCUGAGAAAAGAUCUGCCUUGCAAACCCUGUGUGUCUUGCCUGACUGCCCCAGGCCAGGAUAGCCAGUCCCUGCUGUCUAGUGUGAAUGGUAGCAGUGGGACUCAGGACCGGUCAUACGGCCAUUUGUCCAUUGAAACUGUGACUGUGGCUGAUGAAUUUACACCUUGUAACUGCCAGUACGACUGUAACCGUGUGUACCGGGGACACGAGCAUACCAGCAAGGAAAAUAGUAGUGCUGGAGAAACUGGUUACCCCCAGGUUAAUGUUGAUAAUGAAGAUAGAAAGAUAUCCAGUGACUUGCAUUUGGCUGACCUGAGCACACAGGACAAAAUACUUGCUUCAGGCUCUGUGUCCACAGACCCCCUGCAGAGCACCAGUGUCCUAGCCCACCAGCAGGCAGGAAGGGCUUUGGAAGGAGGGAUGGGGAGCAUCCUAGAAGCCCUUUGCUUGCAGCCUGAUCAGUGGGAUUUGGAAAAUCCAGCUUCUCUACCUUCUCCUGAUGGUGAAAGUGUUUCCUACAGUGAAGGCUCCUAUGACUUCUUCCCUCACAUUGCAAGGCCUGGUGACAGUUACCCUAUUAUCUGCGUAGAUUUGGACACUAUUGACAGUGGCUUCGUGGACUCGGACUGUGGGAGUCCAGUUGACUGUGAAUUUGACCAAAACAGUCAGACCAACUGUGGGUCCAUCCCCCUUGAGCGGGAGGGGGAGGACUUUCCACGGAGCUACGUCAAGCAGUGGGUGUCCUGUCGCUCUGACAGCCCCAUCAACGGGGCAGAGACAACCUAAGGACUUGGUGCUGCCUUGCAGACCAUAGGUCAAACCCCCUUAUAAUGGCAGAAAAAGCAACUGUACCUUGAAAAUGACCCUCUAGCUUACAUAGAU
Molecule: messenger RNA, 2126 nt
Organism: Egretta garzetta (little egret)
Lineage: Eukaryota; Metazoa; Chordata; Aves; Pelecaniformes; Ardeidae
Gene: IL21R
Product: interleukin 21 receptor
Exons: 11
Coding region: 207-2030 (607 amino acids)
Biological process (GO): immunoglobulin mediated immune response; cytokine-mediated signaling pathway
Cellular component (GO): external side of plasma membrane
Molecular function (GO): protein binding; cytokine receptor activity
Source: RefSeq, a predicted model, not a curated record